This is a messenger RNA of Colletotrichum costaricense, 960 nucleotides long. RefSeq lists its product as uncharacterized. Bases 1 to 960 code for a protein of 319 amino acids. The record is from RefSeq and is a predicted model, not a curated record. NCBI's taxonomy places the organism in Eukaryota, Fungi, Ascomycota, Sordariomycetes, Glomerellales, Glomerellaceae. The transcript has 2 exons.
AUGGCAUAUGCCACAAACUCUCUCGUCAUCCUCUGGUUGCUUAGCCUAGUCAACGGGAGCUAUGCACCCAAGUCCCAAGUUUCCUAUCUCAGGCCACGUGCCGAUACUGUGGAACAGAAUAGCUCCUCCAUCUUGACGGAGAGCCUUUUGAAUCCAAAUGCCACGGGAAGCUGGCCAAUCUUCGGCAUCGAUGUGUCGAAGCCACUUGCGGAGACUCCAACAAACAAUGAGUUCGGCCACGGAAACGGGUGGAACAUCGACGUUGCAGUUGCCACAAACGUUAGUGGGGGAACUGUGAGCAAUUCGAACCCGUCGAAAAUCAGUCUUGACUCCUCAAACGAUCCGGUCAAAAGAGGAAACGAAACUGACGGGUACCAUAUCUGCUCAUAUGUUUGGUGGCAGAUGAGCUGGACUGAGAACAAGAUCAAGGAGCUCAAUGAUGAUAUCCAAGGCUCAUGUGGUGGCGUCAUCCCACAAAAUUGUAUCGACGAUCUUAAAGAAACUGCAGCGAAGGUCCAGUGCGAUAGUUCUUUGGAGUCUUCGCUGUACGGCAUCGGAUUCGACAUUCCGGCGAGCUGUAGCGACUCAAUGGCUUAUACAACGGCAGAAAGAAGAAAUCUCACAACGGAGUUCAUCUCUAACGCCUCGGCCUCUUCGCACACGUUAUUCCAGUCAACUGCACCCUACAACAUUCCUGGCAACGAUAGUAAUACCAGACAGGUCUAUGACUACGCGGUGACGCAGGUCUGGCCCGUGAUGCUCUCUUACAGUUAUACUGAAGGGAGCGCGGUCUCAAAUUACACCGUCUUCCGCUGCGUUCGCGCCAAUAACAUUACGGCUGGAAGUCGGUCACCCGAAAGCUUCGGAAAUAGACCGAGUUCAUCGACUCAGCACAGAUCGUCGUUCGCGGGUCUUUUCGUUGGCUUGCUAGUUGCUACGAUCGUUUCGUCUUGGAUGUAG